Molecule: messenger RNA, 4029 nt
Organism: Monodelphis domestica (gray short-tailed opossum)
Lineage: Eukaryota; Metazoa; Chordata; Mammalia; Didelphimorphia; Didelphidae
Gene: GIT2
Product: GIT ArfGAP 2
Biological process (GO): regulation of G protein-coupled receptor signaling pathway; synaptic vesicle recycling; brain development
Cellular component (GO): synapse
Molecular function (GO): GTPase activator activity; small GTPase binding
Source: RefSeq, a predicted model, not a curated record
CCUGCGCGAUGCGCCUGCGCGCUACUGAGGGGGAGGUGCCGCCGCCGCCGCCGCCGCGGGGCUGCCAGCGCUGCCGGGAGCGGAGCCGUCGAAGCGGAAGCGCUGCCGCCGCCGCCGCCGCCUUCGGUGCGCCCGAGGCGGAGCCAUGUCGAAGCGGCUGCGGAGCAGCGAGGUAUGCGCCGACUGCAGCGGCCCAGAUCCCUCAUGGGCAUCAGUAAAUAGGGGAAUUUUAAUAUGUGAUGAGUGCUGCAGUGUCCACCGGAGCCUUGGGCGUCAUAUCUCUCAAGUAAGGCAUCUGAAGCACACGCCGUGGCCUCCAACAUUGCUUCAGAUGGUUGAAACUCUGUAUAAUAAUGGUGCUAAUUCUAUCUGGGAACAUUCUUUGCUGGAUCCUGCUUCCAUUAUGAGUGGGAGGCGUAAAGCUAAUCCACAGGACAAAGUACAUCCCAAUAAAGCAGAAUUCAUCAGAGCCAAGUACCAGAUGUUAGCAUUUGUACAUCGUUUACCUUGCCGUGACGAUGAUAGUGUUACCGCCAAAGACCUUAGUAAGCAACUCCACUCAAGUGUAAGGACAGGCAAUCUGGAAACGUGUUUGAGGCUACUGUCCUUGGGAGCUCAAGCCAACUUUUUUCACCCUGAGAAAGGGAACACCCCACUCCACGUGGCUGCCAAAGCCGGGCAGAUUUUACAGGCUGAGUUGUUGGCAGUGUAUGGUGCCGACCCAGGCACACAGGACUCCAGUGGGAAAACCCCCAUUGAUUAUGCAAGACAAGGAGGGCACCGAGAGCUGGCAGAGCGUCUGGUCGAGGUGCAGUAUGAGCUCACGGACAGGCUUGCCUUCUACCUCUGUGGCAGGAGGCCAGGCAUGAAAACAAACCUUCGGUUGGUUUCUAUUUCAGAUCACCAAAAUGGACAGCACUUUAUCAUACCUCAGAUGGCAGACAGCAGCCUGGAUUUGUCUGAAUUAGCAAAAGCUGCUAAGAAGAAACUUCAGUCUCUAAGUAACCACUUGUUUGAGGAACUUGCCAUGGACGUAUAUGAUGAAGUUGACAGGCGAGAAACUGAUGCAGUUUGGCUUGCUACUCAGAACCAUAGCACUUUGGUAACAGAAACAACAGCUGUUCCCUUCCUUCCUGUGAAUCCUGAAUAUUCUUCUACAAGAAACCAGGGCAGACAGAAACUAGCCCGGUUUAAUGCUCAUGAAUUUGCUACACUGGUCAUAGACAUUCUGAGUGAUGCCAAGAGGAGACAGCAGGGGAACCCCAGCACUGGUUCAAAAGACAACGUGGAACUCAUCCUAAAAGCCAUCGGCAGCCAGCCCAGCAUGGAGAGUCAAGAUAACGACCAGCCGGACUAUGACAGUGUUGCCUCUGACGAAGAUCCUGAUUUGGAAACGACCAUGAGUAAAGGCAGCAGGCAGAAGAGCCUAGAUUCCGACUUGUCAGACGGACCAGUCCCGAUACAAGAGUUCAUGGACGUCAAAAAUGCUUUGGUGGCUUCCGAGGCAAAGAUCCAGCAGCUCAUGAAGGUGAAUAACAGCCUGAGUGACGAACUGAGAGUGAUGCAGAAAAAGCUUCUGACCCUCCAGAGCGAGAAUUCGACCCUCAGGAGGCAGGCCACCACCCAUCUCAGUCAGGUGGCACCUGGCUCUGAGUACUCAGACCCCUCCAGCCCUUCCUCCUUAAAGCGGCGUCCAUCCACCCGGGGCAGUAGACCCAUGUCCAUGUACGAGACUGGAUCAGGUCAGAAACCCUACCUCCCCCUGGGGGAAGUCGCCUACCCAGAAGAGAGCGUGGCAAGACUGCAGCCUUUCCCCCCGCACAUCGGGAGGAGCGCAUCUGUGACCUCCUCUUCAUCUCUGCCUUCCUUCCCCUCCACACUUUCCUGGUCCAGGGAUGAGAGCGCCCGAAGGGCUUCCAAGCUAGAGAAGCAAAACAGCGUGCCUGAGAGCGACUACGACAACACCACCCCUGACUCUGAGCUGGAUGACCCAGGGUCAAGUAGAAAGGCAAGACAACGGAGCGUCAUCUGGCCGGGGGAAGGAGCCAUCCCUGAGGUGGGAGACCCCCAUGGAGUGUCGAGCUCCACCCUUCCAAGCACGGAAGAUGUCAUCCGAAAAACGGAACAGAUCACCAAAAACAUCCAGGAGCUCCUGCGGGCAGCCCAGGAGAAUAGUCACGACAGUUAUAUUCCGUGCUCCGAGAGGAUACACGUGGCCGUGACCGAAAUGGCAGCGCUCUUCCCCAAAAAACCCAGGUCCGACAUGGUGAGGACUUCCCUGCGACUUCUGACAUCCAGUGCCUACCGCCUGCAGUCCGAGUGCAAGAAGACCCUGCCGGGGGAGUCCAGCUCUGCGGCGGACAUCCAGCUGGUCACCCAGCAGGUCAUCCAGUGUGCGUACGACAUCGCCAAGGCAGCGAAGCAGCUGGUGACCCUCACCACCAAAGAGAACAGCCGCUGAGGUGGCCCGGCCGCAGCUCCGAUGGGAGCCCGGCGGAUUUGUACAGACCAGUCUAGUGGCAGAGGAAACUUUAAAAUAAAACUCAGUAUUAUUUUUGCAUGUUUUCUAACAAAUUUUCAACUAUUAAUUUAACCCACUUGCCUUAUUUGGGCCUGUUUUGCCAGUUUAGUUACUGAUCAUAUGUUAUAAACAGCUCUUGCCUUGAUUUGUCCAUUACGUGCAAAAAGCCUCCCCCUUUGUCAGCCUCCGCUGCUUCCUGUCUGCGGUGCAGGAGACCGAGCGCUGGGAAGAGCGCCCUCCGUCGCGGCUCUCUCCCGCAGGUUCUGGAGGCUUGGUGCCUGAGCCGAAGCCCGGGCGCCCGCGGGGCCCUUCUCCCAUCUCAUCCGUCCCUCGGGGGCCCAGAACAAGGUCUCUGGCGUGGGCUUGCAUCGGGCCGGCGGCAGCGUUGCUGUUCGGCGAAGGCCUUCUGCCUCGUCGUGGUAGAGCCGAAGCUUGUCGGGAGGACCGACGUCCAAGAAGCACCCGGGCUCUGCAGAGCCCCCUCCGACCACGCUGCCAGGGCCUGGGCCAGAAGCCGCCUUUGUCGGCCCUGCCACAGACCCCCUCGGGGCACACGCGCGUGUCUUGUCCCCCUUCACGUGGCCCCUUGACUCACUGCCAAAUGUCCCCCAGGGAUGGCCGCGGUCGCCCCUGCGCGCAGCCCUGCUGUUGGUCACGAGGGGGGCCGCUUGUCCUUGUGCAGAUCGUCCCAGAACAGUCCGCCGCGGCUCGUCGCAGGGUGGCCCCCAGAUGCGCCCUCUUGAGGCGAGUGGCUGCGCGUGGCCUCUUUCUUGUCCUUCUCGUCCCCUUGUCUGCUUUGCCACCAAGUGCCGUAGCCUCGUCCGUGCUCCCGCAGCUCCACCGUCGCCGCCUUAGACGGGGCGCCCGCCCGGCGGCGGGACGCCGACGACUUUGGAGUUGGCAGCGAGAACGUCUCGAGCCUUCUCGGCCUACUGACUGUUCCUCGAUGGCGGCCCACGUCCCGAGACCCUGUGAGGCCUUGGAAAGACGGAGGAAGCCUCUGCCCGGGCAGUGCCAAAACACCACCCAGAGAAACUCUGCGUUCCCUCCAAGCCCUUCCCUCCUGCCUCGACGCACCACCAGGUCCUGGGCUGAGGCAGAAGAGCGAAGAGCCCGCGCUCAGCGCCUGGGAGUGGGCGCGAUGGCCGGCGGCGCCUGUCCCCGAGGCGGCCUGUUCUCUUGGCACCGAGGCCCGAUGCGCUUGCUUUUGUCCUUGGGAAAGCCCGUGCUGGCCCGCCUCUGCAGGGCCGCCUGGCGCACGGGGAGGCGCCGCUCCAGCAGGUUACUCCGGCCCCUCCUUGUCCUGGCUGAAGUGAAAUCCUUGUCUUUCCCAAAAUGCUGCAUAGGAAAAACAGAAUGCCUUUGUAUUGAAAACUGUAUUUGUCGGUGUCACUGACCUUGUGUCCCUUGUUGUCCACUCGCGCCUGUAAUUACUGUGCAACCCCGAGGGGUGUGAAACUGUCUGGAAUGGUAUGCCUGCUAGUGACGCAAUAAACAGGCUUCGCAGA